UUAAAGCAGUCCCAGUUCGGACGGACCAUCGCCCAUAACCGUGAGAAUGUGAUCAAGGUGCAUUUUAUUAGUAAACCAACAAUAAAUAUGAAAAUUAACUAGUUAGUCAUUUGUCGUGUGCUAUCUGAUCGGUAAUGGCGUAUUUGUGGUUACUUUUGUGCGUUACAAUUGCAGUUUUUGAUUGUUAUAAAACAGAAAACUGUGGAGUCAACGAGCAAUGGACCGUUUGCCCUACACCAUGUGGAGAAUAUUGUCCAGCCAGUAAAUCCAGUAUAACAGAUGAGGUCCUAUGUGUGACCCCUGAGGCGUGCCCAGAAGACGCUUGCCAGUGCAUCUUCAACUACCGCCGAUUAAGUAACGGGACUUGUGUGCCGACUCAACAAUGUCCUCCAGUGGACUGCGCCAGCCCCAACGAGUACUUCGACCCAUGCCCACCCCUGUGUCCUACCGACGACUGCUCCAACGCGACCCCUGACGGACUCUGUGUCCAACUGCCCUUCAUAAAUAUUGUCCUACCCUGCGCUCCGAGGUGCCGCUGUGUCAAAGGCUACUGGAGAAAGAACGGAGACUGUGUUCCUUAUAGAUUGUGUUAUUUGCGACACUUAUUAGGCCCAAGUCACCGCCCGUUCAUUGUGGACGAGCACUCACUGCAAAACCUUCACCACUUACCACCUACCACCCCACAUAAUGUUGCCAAACCCUUGAGAUGUAACCGACCAAAUGAAGUAGCAGCUUGCGUUUAUUCAUGUCCACCCGAAAGAACUUGCCGUAAUAGAGGUAUUUACUUUAGUUGCCGUAACAAAGGAGAUUGUCAGGAAGAGUGCCGAUGCAAAGAUGGAUAUUUCAGGAAUCCAUUGGGAGACUGCAUCACUGGAAACGAAUGUGAUAUGUGUCCAGGUGAUAAUGAGUUUUUCUCAUGUGGACAGGAAUGUGACAAUGUUUGUACAGAACUUAAAAUGCAAAAUCGGACCAACUGUCCUAUUGAUAACAUAGUAUGCAACAAAAAAUGCUAUUGUGAGGAUGGAUUCGCGAGAGACGAAAACAAGAAAUGUGUACCGAUGGAAAAAUGCUCUGAACAAGGCAACAUUCUUGCACGAGUUGAACGUGAAGUGCACCAUGAAAAAUGUAGUCAAAAUGAGGAAUACGUCAGCUGCAAGAGAUCAUGUCCGCCAGAGACCUGCUUAUCAUUAGUAGCAAAGUUCAAAUGCAACGCUAACGAGCCCUGCAGACCCAGGUGUGCCUGCAAGAAGGGUUUCCUCAGACACAAUACCGGGGAACCCUGCGAGCCUGUGCGGCAGUGCCCGGAGCUCGUACACUCUCCGGAUUUCAAUAAAUAAAUAUUGAUACUAUUAA
Molecule: messenger RNA, 1353 nt
Organism: Plodia interpunctella (Indianmeal moth)
Lineage: Eukaryota; Metazoa; Arthropoda; Insecta; Lepidoptera; Pyralidae
Product: fibulin-1-like
Exons: 8
Coding region: 135-1337 (400 amino acids)
Source: RefSeq, a predicted model, not a curated record